Microcebus murinus (gray mouse lemur) is the source of this 4577-nucleotide messenger RNA. RefSeq names its product angel homolog 1 (gene ANGEL1). NCBI's taxonomy places the organism in Eukaryota, Metazoa, Chordata, Mammalia, Primates, Cheirogaleidae. Gene Ontology annotation, molecular function: 3'-5'-RNA exonuclease activity. The record is from RefSeq and is a predicted model, not a curated record.
CCUCCCGCCCUCUUGGUGACUCUGGCAGUCACCUGUACUCAUAUGUCCACUGGGGCCAAGCCCAGGCUUGGCUGUGAGUGCUCAGGUGCUGUGGGGGGGCCUCUCAGUGGUGCUGCAUUUCCCUCUGAGUCAGGACCAAACCCAAGCUCCUUCAUCAGGUGACUGUGAAGAGCUGCCACCAUGGUCUUCUCUCAAGGUGGCUGUGCUUCUGGUACGAAGUAUGUCAGCGAUGGGUGAACUCAGUUUUCAUCUACCCAGUUCUUCCUUUUUUCUUUCCCCCCUGGGAGAGUAUCCUCAACCUUGGAGCAGAAGAUCAAAAGCAAAGCAGGACAGCAUAUGUUCUAUCACUACAGUUUGUCGCAGCCAAAGCGCUGUUCAAUCCAAACUACCGGGCUGCCUACCUUGAAACCACUCAAGCAGCAUUCCCGCGCCUGGCCAUUUCCACAUGUCUCGGAGCUGAAGUUCGGUUGCAGUUUGCAGUCAAGAGAGUCUGGAGGCGUGUUUGCUCCUUCUUGAUCAGCUUUCAGCACAUCAUCAGUUAGCUUUUCAGUGUUAUGAUGUACUCAGCUGGUCCAGGAUCUGGUGACUCCCCAGAGGGCUUCACUGAACAACCAAGGCUCCAGCCACAAAUUGGAAAUCACACAGCUCAGACACUAGAUGCUUUCUUCACAUGUCGAAAAAAUGCCCUCCUGGCGAAGAGCUCGUCCCCCCAGGUAGAGGGCAACUUUGCCAUGGCUCCUCGGGGCCCUGACCAGGAAGAGUGUGAGGGCCUGCUGCAGCAGUGGCGAGAAGAAGGGUCAAACCAGGUGCUCUCAACUGCAAGUGAGGGUCCCCUUGCGGAUAAGGGACUUGCCCAGAGCAGCUUGGCACUUCUGAUGGAUAAUUCUGGAGAACAGGAUGCUGCUUCAGAGGAAAAGUGGUCCAGUAGGCAGCUGAGUGACCUGCGGGAAGCAGAGAACCUGGAUGAACCUUUCCCCGAGAUGCUAGGAGAGGAGCCACUGCCAGAGAUUGAGGGCCCCAUGUGGGCAGCUGUCCCCAUGCAGACGGCCCCCCAGUAUGCAGACUGUGCUGUUCUCCCAAUGGGUGCCCUGGCUGCAGAGCAAUGGGAAGAGGACCCCGCGGUGGUGGCCUGGAGCAUAGCACCUGAGCCUAUGCCCCAGGAAGAGGCUCCCCUCUGGCCCUUUGAGGGCCUGGGACAGUUGCAGCCUCCCCCAAUGGAAAUACCCUAUCAUGAAAUCUUAUGGCGAGAAUGGGAGGAUUUCUCCACCACCCAGCCAGAUGCUCAGGGCCUGGAGGCAGGGGAUGGCCCUCAAUUCCAGUUCACUCUGAUGUCUUAUAACAUCCUGGCUCAGGACCUGAUGCAGCAGAGCUCAGAGCUCUAUCUGCAUUGCCAUCCAGACAUCCUCAACUGGAACUAUCGCUUCGCGAACCUCAUGCAGGAAUUCCAGCACUGGGACCCUGAUAUCCUAUGCCUCCAGGAAGUCCAGGAAGAUCAUUACUGGGAGCAGCUGGAGCCCUCUCUGCGAAUGAUGGGCUUCACUUGUUUCUAUAAGAGGAGGACUGGGUGUAAAACGGAUGGUUGUGCUGUCUGCUACAAACCCACCAGAUUCCGUCUGCUCUGCGCCAGCCCUGUGGAGUACUUCCGGCCUGGCUUGGAGCUCCUCAAUCGGGACAACGUGGGCUUAGUGUUGCUGCUACAGCCACUAGUCCCAGAAGGCCUGGGGCAAGUCUCAGUGGCCCCCCUGUGUGUGGCAAAUACCCACGUCCUUUACAACCCACGCCGGGGUGAUGUCAAGCUGGCCCAGAUGGCCAUUCUCCUGGCAGAAGUGGACAAGGUGGCCAGAUUGUCAGAUGGCAGCCACUGCCCCAUCAUCUUGUGCGGGGACCUGAAUUCUGUCCCUGACUCACCUCUCUACAACUUCAUCAGGGACGGAGAGAUCCAGUACCAUGGGAUGCCAGCCUGGAAGGUAUCUGGACAGGAAGACUUCUCCCAUCAGCUUUACCAGAGGAAGCUGCAGGCCCCCCUGUGGCCCAGCUCCCUGGGCAUCACAGAUUGCUGUCAGUAUGUCACCUCCUGUCACCCCAAGAGAUCAGAGAGACGUAAAUAUGGCCGAGACUUCCUGUUACGUUUUCGCUUCUGCAACAUCGCUUGUCAGCGACCAGUGGGACUGGUUCUCAUGGAAGGAGUGACAGAUACUAAGCCAGAGCGACCUGCAGGUUGGGCCGAGUCUGUCCUUGAGGAAGAUGCAUCUGAGCUUGAGCCUGUCUUCCCCAGGACUACAGGUACCAUCCAGCACUGCCUCCACCUGACCUCAGUAUAUACGCACUUCCUGCCCCAGCAUGGCCGCCCAGAGGUCACCACGAUGCCCUUGGGUUUGGGAACGACGGUGGAUUACAUCUUCUUCUCAGCUGAGUCCUACGAGAAUGGGAACAGAACUGAUCAGAGGCUGUAUGGAGAUGGAACGCUGAAGCUCCUGGGCCGUCUCUCCCUCCUCUCUGAAGAGAUUCUUUGGGCUGCCAAUGGUUUACCCAACCCCUUCUGCUCUUCAGACCACCUCUGCCUGCUAGCCAGCUUUGGGAUGGAUGUCACCGCCCCAUGAUGGGGCUCCCAGGGGAAGAGAGCUUCUCUUCCAGAAGACCUCACUGGAUCAGAGACUGUGGAAAUAAUCCAUGCUUCUGGAAACUUAGAUCCAAGAAACUUACGUCCCCUCCCCUCCCCUUCCUUGUUCCCUUCUUCCCAUGGUUAGAUUUUCUCCAGGCCUGUCCACGUUCUCUGCCUGUGGUCCCUGCCCCGCCCCAACCUCUUCCUAAUCCUGUGCCACACACUCAGUGGCCCUGGGAGAGGCAGAAGGGGGGUUUCCCCUUCCUUCCAUGUAUCCAGCGCUCCCCCUUGAUUUUUAAUUACCAGGGUUGUGGGAGCUAUUGAUCUCAUUGGUUGUUUGCUUUCAGGCCGUUUCUUGGUGGUACCUUCUGACCCGACCUCCUCCCUGCCUUCAUGACCUCUGGGCCCAGCCCUCUUGCCAGCAGGCAUGCACAUGUGAGAUAUGUGUAGUGUACCUGUGUCCUCUUGGGGUGGGCCUGUUCUGCACAGCCAUGCCUGCCUCUGACCAGCCCACUUUCCACACUGGGGCUAUAGGCCUAGGGGCAGGUUCAAAGCAUGAGCCAGUGGCUUUGUGCUGCCAGGCAGCAGCAAGGCAUGGCCCUUCUCUCCUUUUAGCCUUUGUGUUCCAUUAGGCAUUAGUCCUGCCAAGCAGGGCAGGCUUGUCAUCGUAUGGGCUCUGGGAACAAAUGGGCCCCGCAGCUUGGGGCCAGCAGAUUUGGGGAUGUGCUACCUGCCCCAGAGGUAUCUUCCAACCCAGAGCUCUCCACAGACAUAGCAUGAUUUCUCUAGGGCUCAUCCCUUUCUCCAGACUGCCCUGAGGGAGGCAGAAGUUUGAACCCUGGUGUGGGGUUCAGUGGGCUGGGAUAGUGGUGUGAGGUUUAAAACUCUUUUAAGGAUGAUGGAAAAGAACCUUCAGGAAACUCUUGUCUCACUGGACUCUGUAGCACGCAGAACUGGGGCAAGGGUAGGAGUCCCAAUGGGGAAAGAGCAGAUAGGCUCUGUAGCUGCCUCAGCUGGGACUCAAGACCUAAGGGGCCGGUUCUCUUUCCUCUGCACACCUAGGAAGUAGUUUUCUGUUCCUCUCCUCCUACCAGUUUUUAGUUUGUGCUGCCUCCUGCCUCCCCCAUUCCUUUCUAUUUUCCUCUAGAAUUGCCUGGUAUUUAGCUCAGGCCAAACCAUCUCAGCAGAAUGGUGGCCUUGGGCAAAAGUGGUCUAAGAACUUGGGGUGGCAGUGUUUGAGGGUUUGCUCUGUCCAAGCAAGGCCUCAGCUGUUUGCCACCUCUGUUUCCCUCUCUUAACACAGGGGUACCCUAGCUUAUUCAGGGGGCUCCCUAGCCCAUACUGUGUCAUGUGCAUACCUUAAUCUUUCAUUGCUGGGCUGUGGCUUGGGGUAUUCCUGGGCCAUCCCCUUCCCACAUCUCCUUUAACUCAAGAGUAGCUGCUAGCCCUGGUAAAUUUGACCCAGACUUCCAUAAUGGGACUGAAGACGGUGGCCAAGAGGCUUAAGUUAGGGACAGUGAACCAGAGGUUAAUGUUCUUUCCUGUCUUUGAAAGCCAAAGACACAGCUCGAAUUCUGCUGCAUUCAUGGUUAUGAGCUUUCCAUGCCUAGGUUCUGGGGGAUUUAUUUUCUUUGUGUGUUUAUUUUUAAACUUUGUUUCCUGGGUAUUGGACAUGUGCCUGUCUGAGCCCCAGGCCUGCCUGUCCACACCCCACCAUUCACUUUGUCUCUUCCCUGGGCACCUCCUGAGAUGGUCUCAAGACAGUGCCCUAUUGGUUCCUAGGACUCGGGCCUGUCCCUGUUGUCUUCUGCUGGGAAAUGCAAGUUAAAAAUGGCUGAAGAUGGCAGAGGGCAGGAGCUUAACAGAUUAUCUUUUCCUUGUUUUCUUAUUUGUUUCUGUUUCAGAAAUGAAAUGGGGGAUUUAAAUGGCCAUUUAAACUCUCUUUUUCCAAAUAAAGGUUUACCUUUUUCCCCCC